CCAGACUAUACAUUUGUAAACACGCGCCACCUGUGAAUUAUAUGAGGAGCAAAUUGGAACGUCUACAGAUUUUUUCAGAAAGUUAGUUUUUGGCCACUAAAUUGGAUCUGAAAUGGAGCAAGCUGUAUUCGAGUUAAUUGAUCGACACCAGAGUUUCGAGGCACUUUUGAAAGAGGCCAGCGAUGAGGUUGAUUGUGCUGAGACAAAUAUCCAAGCCUCUCAAGAAAUGCCAAGUUUGGCCAAGGCCACGGCUUCUUGCCAGAAAAGUUUAAAUUUGUCAAUUGACGCCUGCUUGUCCUGCAUCCGAGUAAAAUCUCACAUCUCAGGAACGCCAAUAACUACAGUUGCUGCACUGGAAUGCGCAAAGCAGCUGUGUCACUUACUGCAGGAAGUUCCACAUACCAAAAGCGACGAAAAGAAGAGGAAUACCCAAUGCCUGAUUGAGGUCUUAAGGAGCUUGGCUAGUCAACAACUUCUCAACAGGACUCUGUUCAUCCAGCAGCUCAGCUCUAAGGUGGAAGCCUUGCCAUUGGAGUUGCUAUGGCAACUGCACAGCUGUUCAGCCGUCUCAUUGGACAGUUAUCUGGAGUGCAGCUUGGCACGCCCAGCCGUAUUGCAGAAUUUUGGCGAAAACUUGUCUGCGUUUUGUUUAAGGGCAGACGGGUCUGAUGAAGAAAGCGUCAAAAUCAAGAGAGGCGUUCUUGAGGUUCUGCUAAGAUGUGGCUAUUCUAAAUCUGAGGAAGGGUAUGAUAUAGAUCAAAGACUGGCCACAGCAUGUCAGGAUAUUCUGGACCGGAUUGUGUUGGAUUUACUCAAAGUUCAGAACCAGACUAGCGACAGUGCACCUAGUGACCAUGUCGCUAAGUUAUUUGAGAUGAUCCGAUGCAACCCGAGUAUAGACAAAGAUGCUAUCUCCAGAUUCUCCAAACGGCAACUGCAGAGCCUUCUGUCCGGGUGUUCAAACUGUGAAGUAACAACAGCUAUAACUAAACAACAUGACCACUGGACCUACACCAAGGCACCGUCGAGUCACACCAAGAUGUUUAUUCAGUUGUUGUUGACUGUCCAUGAGAAACAGAUAUGCUCGGUGCUACAAGAAGUAUUGGAAAGUAAAAAGAUAAAUUGGCAACUCACGCUGAUUCUUGUGUCUGUCUUCUGCGUGUGUUUCCGACAAGGCGCAGCGCUUAUCAAAGGUCUGGUUGCAAAUCUGUUGAGGGAAUCGCUGGAGAGUUUUCGGCCGCUGCUUUUGCACGCCGCGUUCCUAUUGGCCAGACAAGCUGCUGCAGAGGGGUCAUGUGACUUUCCAUCGUACACUCAGUGGUUUAAGGAUCAAUUCGGCACAGCGUCUGGCCCCCACCUCACAUCAAGUAAAGCCUUCACAUUUUUUAUGGAAUUCCUGAAUAGUCUGGUGCCACACGAGCCUGUUCAUUGCUUAAAGGCCCACGUUCAGCACCCCCCGUACACAACCUCCAAAAGUCGAGACGUUCUUUUGGACUACGUAGCCCUGGCCAAGACAAGACUAGCCGACUUCAAGGAAAGUUGGCAGACGAGUGAUAUUGCAGGGGCGAGUACUAGUGGUAAAGCUCAGACAGGGAACCAGUCAGCGAUGGAGGCCGUUGAGAUUGCUGUGACGCACUACGAGAAAACGGGACGUAUACAGGACAGAGUACUACAAGCGAGUAUUUUCAGGAGGCCAUAUUACAUAGGACAGUUCCUUCCUGCACUUUUAACGCCAAGAAUGUUGCCCGACAUUCCUGACAGUAAGAUGAAAUUCAUCGAGGCUUUGAAAAGGGAUGAGAAAGUACCUUUACCAAUGUAUAACAAGUACACAGAGGCUUGUGCCACUGAGCUAGCAGCAAUCUUAGAAGGUGUUUCUUCAGAGGACAUGAACGAAAUGGUGACGGCGCCCAUAGAUCGCCUACAAGACUGCUUAGACUCACUCCCUCAAAACGUAAUCAAGGAAUCAACGCAAGCCUCACAUUACGCAGAUGUAUCUGGCUACAUAUCGCUCAUCUCAAGGAGAGUCAGUGCUGUUCUUGAGGACCUCAAUAUUUUGCCUGCCGACAUGCACAGCACAGAGGGCGCUAGCACCAUUCUCUUGGACAUCGGCAGUGGGAGCUCCAUCGAGCCAACCAUUAUGCAGGUGACAGAUAUGUUACUUGGUUGUUUCUGCAAGACCCACAUGGUGACGGCGAAGGACGGUCUCUCGUGUGCUGCCCUCGUUGAGUGUUUCACCUCAAUGCUUGCCACCCAGGGGGCUCUGCAUCUCCCCUUGUAUCACAGGUUGUUUACCCUCAUCUGUCACCAGGGGAAAACUUUAGCUGAAGACCACAUCAAAAGCCUAGCUAGCCUCCUACUACAUAUGAAUGCCCUGGGAGAGAGGUUGCCACCCGUCAAGCUUCAGACUCACAGCACGCAUGGUCAGAAGCAGCAGCAGGAUGGGGAACCAGACCAAAUGUCUCUGCUCAACCUCGUAUCCAAGAACCUGCAGCUGCACACUGGUGACGCGAUGAAACUCACACUUAAAUUCUGUGAUGCAGUUUUCACAUAUGCUUCAGAUCUGCCUGAAAGCAGACAAAGUCAGGUUAUUCCACAAGUGCUGAAGCAAAAAUGCAGCUACCUUCGGCCAAGAUUGGAUCCAGCCUAUCGUCCGGAAUUCGCUCUGGCUUCAAGACAAUCAACUUGUUUCUCACCUUCCAGUAGUCAGACGACAGUGUCAGUGGAUAGGUCUACCGAAGGAGCAACGAAGCUGCUGUCAAGCCAAGAUCAGAUGACGUUUAAGGAGUGGUUACGUCAAGAGCUGAGGGUUCAUUUGUGUCAAGACUGCCUCAACCAAACCCAACGAAAGAAGUACCAUCACUGGGCCCUAUACUCACUUUACCUUCCGCAACACAGGCAACCCUCUUCUCCGGAAAACACCAGGACUGCUUACAAGCGGGUCAGCACGGACAUACUCCACGCACUGCUGGAUAGGUACGCGGAACCCGCAGUGACGACUAGCGAAUGCUGCCCUCAUGAGGCCAAACCAUGCCAGUCAUGCGGAUGUUCCAGCUCUUGCCAAGAAAUUCUACAACUCUUACAGGAGCUACUGUCAGUCUGGUCCCCUGCCAUGCCGCACUCGACACCACCCAUAGCAUCAGACUGUCCCUGGCUACUUGCCGAGUUUGGAGCCAGACUUGAGAAAUUAUCCAAAGCCGGGACAGGGAGCGAAGUUGACCAGAAGCUUGAGUUAGCGGUGGGAUUGGAAGUUUCUAACCAGAUUAUGUUAUCCCACAGCCUGCCACCAUACCUCCUGCUAACAGAUAACCUACACAACCCCCCUAAACCACCAGGCCUCAACCCCUUGAUCGACUACGUCAACGUACAACUGCGUGAGCAUGCACAGGAAGAAUUUGGCAUUCUAAGUUACGAGAUAGUGGCAGUCAUAUUGCAGGGUGUUUUGCAAUUGUUCACUCACACGGUGCAGACAGAGCCUACAAGACUAAACAACGUGGCGGCAAUCGUAGACCGAUUACUCCAAGAAUGUCCCAUCUUUACUCUCUCGGUCCUUAGUCACUGGGAGAUGCUGAACCCUGUGAUUGGUCAACUGAACGCGACGAGUUCCAAUCAGCCGCGCCUCCUGGCGUCGCUGAACCAACUACACAAGCUGGUCCACUCAAUCUGCAGGACAGAUUCGCAAACGUGCUACAUGUCACCGGACAGAAUCCAGGCAAACACGUGCAUAAUUGUGGUUGUCAGCUCUAUGCUUCAACUUGUUCAGAGAACCGACUCAUUUGAAGAUCUUGCCAACUUUGAAGUUAAGCUCUAUCAGAAGUUAGGGGAAACUUUCAAAAAGGAUGAUAUAAGACGCUCGCUGUUUGAGUAUCACGUCGCUCAGUCAGCCUGGCUCAUGAUUACUUGCCCAACUCACACCUCUAGGAUUGAGGCCCAUUGUCAGGCAGCUGGAUUAGUCCUGAAGGAACAGCCGCAUUGUCUCAUGGACUGCACAGGGUUAACCAUGUUGAGAAGAGACGUCCUACAGAAGUCGGUUACGAGUCUGUACUCUGUGGUCUGUUUCAGGAUCCUCGACAGUUAUUUCUGUCUGGGCGUACAGCAGCAAGCCACUAAUGAUCACCAGCUAUUUGCCACCAUUGUACAGUUGUACACUUCCCUGGUACACCUGCACUGCCAAGCCAACCAGCCAAUCACAGCACUCCCUGGGCAAGAGACAACAGGCGGACACCAGCUAUUGGAUCUGAAAUUUAUCCAUUCUAGUCUGAGUAUGGUCCAGAAAAUCAUCGUACGGAGUUCAAGACAGACACUGGCCUCUGUUAAUGCAACGAUAUCUGCCGGUACAGAUCCAGAGUUGAGAAAUAUGAUUACUCAAAAAUUGAAAAAUGGGUAAUUUUCCCUCUGUGAUAUCAACAGCCUAAAUCUGAUUGUGGUUGCAUUUAUCGUACAGCGAGGGGGCUUAAUUGGAUAGCGAAGAUUCAAUGUGUUUGAGUUUGCUUUGUAAUUUGAAGAGCCUUUUGAUUGCCCCUUUCUAAUUGGAACAGCCUUUUGGAGGCGUUGAAUGUGAAUUGUUUUUGGCUGAUCCUAAUCCAGGGUGUAGGAGCCUGUGAUGAGACAGACAUUAAUUUCCCCCUUGCAAUUUCAACAGCUUCAAUCAGGCCAGGCUUUAUGAAAAAAAUGAAGGCUGGCUCUUUUUUUUUCCCUUCUUUUUUUUCCAAAAGCGGAUUGAUUCUUUCAUUUUCUCAGCUGUUUUGCUGAUGAAAAAUUGUAUCCGAAGGAGCCGUAACCCGUUCUACAUAGCUACAAUUUUGUUGGAAAAAAAUUAAAAGGCAAUAUAUUGACGAGAUGUUUGCUAAAAUGUAAUGUAUUUUAUGAAAAAAAUUUGUUAAAAGGCUGCGGGCGAAAAAGGAGGAUUUUUUUUUUUACUUGCCCUAAGGGAUUUCAGCUUUAUGAUGUAAACACUUUUGUCUGCAGUUGCAGAAUGCAGACAGGACUAUCGUAAAACUUAUAAAGCAGUGUUCAGUUUGCAAAGUCCUAGUAACACAAAUGAAAACUUUAUUUCAGUCGCCAACACCAUGCCAAUUACGAAGAUAACUAGGAUUUUAUAUUGAAACUUUUCAAAAUACUAAGAAAGAUUAAUAAAUAAUCUAAAGAAAGUUAUAUGACUGGAAAAGAUGUUUUCACGAACGAGCCGGAAGAUUCUUUCUUUUCGUUUCUCCCUUGAGUUUUUUGGGGAUUAAAAUCUGUCAUAAAUGUUCUUGGAAA
Molecule: messenger RNA, 5256 nt
Organism: Patiria miniata (bat star)
Lineage: Eukaryota; Metazoa; Echinodermata; Asteroidea; Valvatida; Asterinidae
Gene: fanca
Product: Fanconi anemia group A protein homolog
Exons: 36
Coding region: 113-4384 (1423 amino acids)
Biological process (GO): interstrand cross-link repair
Cellular component (GO): Fanconi anaemia nuclear complex
Source: RefSeq, a predicted model, not a curated record